UCUUCUCUUUUCAUUGUUGCUCGUUUCUCAAGGAAAGGGGGGAAAGAACAGAUCUUUCCUCAGCUUUCCUUACUGCUUCUCUAUUCAGUUCAGUGGUUUUUUCCCAAUUGGGUAUUCAUUUCCAGCUUUUUUUUUCUUGGGUUCAUUUCGGUUUCUGGCCUUCAGCUGUCAGCUUCUUACUUUUUGCCUAAUUGGGUUACCAAGGAAGUUGAAGUUCAGUGUUAGUUUUCAGUUAUGACCUCCUCUACAUAAUAAAAAAGAACAAACUUAUAGCAGCUGUUUUCUGUUAUAAGAAUAGAGAAUUGUCGUCCCUGUUUCUAUCAAUUCUUUCAGGGUAUUUGCUCUUUUUUAGUUUCUCUGCUGUUACUCUCUGAAGGUUCACUUGUUUAGAUCUUAAUCGUUGUGAUUGGUUCUUUGUUGGGUUAGUCUGAGUAUUUUUACUUUAGAGUUACAUAAUUUUGUUGAUUUUCCUUGAAAUUCUUAUUUUUUUUAUUUGAAAGUGUCUUUUCUAGAUUCCUCAGGGAUUGCCUAUGCACUAGAAAAAGUAUUCUGAUUCCUUGCAAAUGCUCCCUGAUUUAACGCUGAUAUUUUCCCUUUGAUACCCCCUACCUCUCGGCAUUUCCUCUGUAGUUUCUUGUUCUGUUUUUGCCGGGUUCUUUUUACAAUUCCAUUGAUAUAAGUGAAAUUCCAUUCUCCGAGCGGUCAGUCAUCUGAAACGAUCAGUGAGUUAGGAACUUGUUUGGAUAAAAAUUCCAUGUUUUGGUAGUAUUUUGUGUUUAAAUUUGGUGUUAUGAAGUGGGAAAUGGAAAUUCUGUCGCCGACAUCUUAUAUCUCCAGCACAAAUUGGUUUCUUGAAGAGAGCAAGAGCACGAAAUGGACACCAGAAGAGAACAAGAUGUUUGAGAAUGCCUUAGCGGUCUAUGAUAAGGAUACUCCUGAUCGAUGGCAGAAAGUGGCUGCAAUGAUCCCGGGGAAGACGGUAGGAGACGUAAUCAAGCAGUAUAGAAAAUUAGAAGCUGAUGUUAGCAGUAUAGAAGCAGGGCUGGUUCCAAUUCCUGGAUAUAGCACUUCUCCAUUCACAUUGGAUUGGGUGAACAGCCAUGGCUAUGAUGGACUUAAACACUCAUAUGGACUUGGUGGAAAGAGACCUUCAUCGGGCAGGCCUGCAGAGCAGGAGAGGAAGAAGGGGGUUCCAUGGACAGAGGAGGAGCAUAAAUUGUUUCUAAUGGGCCUAAAAAAGUAUGGCAAAGGGGAUUGGAGAAAUAUCUCGCGCAAUUUUGUUGUCACUAGAACACCGACUCAGGUGGCUAGUCAUGCUCAGAAGUAUUUCAUCAGGCAGCUUUCAGGAGGGAAGGAUAAGAGAAGAGCUAGCAUUCACGACAUAACAACUGUCAAUCUCAACGACACGAGAACACCUUCACCGGACAAUAAGGGAACUCCUUCGCCGGAGCAGUCUUCAGUGCUCCCUCAGCAGCCCACUUCUGCUGCGAUGCCUAGAACACACUUUCAAUGGAAUCAGCCUUGCAGUGGGGCGACAAUGGCUUUCAAUUCAACACAAGGAAAUUUGUUAAUGUCCUCUCCUUACGGGAUUCCCUCCUAUGGAGUAAAAAUGCAGGGGCAGAGUCUGCACAGAAGUGCUGCUCAUGAGUCUUAUUUUGGACCGCAAAAUUUGGUUUUUCAGAUGCAAUCGGCACAGCAAUACCCUCACGGAUGAGACAUCAGCUACUCUGAGUUUCUCCUGGCUCGAUAAGCCAUGCCUUCUUUCAGUUGAUUAGUAUAGCUGUCUUUGUGCUUUCCCCAUGGUUUUAUGUGAAUAUGUCAUCAAGAACUUGAGUUUAGUCCAUAGCAUUCAAACACGAGGGGAUAGGAUUGAGUUUUGCUAAGAAUUUCGGAGUCUGAAAUGAGAAACUCUGAAGGAAGAUUCUUAAACAUGGGUUUCCCACUUUCCCUUGUAUUUAAGAUUCUGUAGUUGAAUCUGAUUAUCCCUUGAUCAAAUUGCUAUGCUAUGUGGUAACGGCUGUGAGCUUAUCCAGAAUGCAUCGACAGAUGGACAUGCGGGAUAUGUGUUAUGGAUAAAGUUGUCUUAAUAGUCUAGGAAUAUGAUUUGAAGCAUAAGAGAAGACUGCAUUACUUUUGUACUACUAUUUGGCACCUCGAGUAGGCUCCUCCAAGAUAAGACGGGAGCGCACCAUACAUGUGCAUCAGCAAGUAGGGUUGGAAUUGCAGGUUCACAUGGAGAAUGAAGUAAACGAAUAAGCAUCUACAAUCAGAAGUUGAGAGCUCACUAGAUUAGACUGUUUUAGGCAUAACCGGUUGUAAAUAUUCCAGGCAAUGUUUGCUUUCAUGUUUUCAGAAGUUCAUCAAUCUGGUUGGAAACUUUCGGCCAGUUCCAUGUGUAAACCUUACUCAUUUGGUUCAAACCAAUGAUUCCAAGUUUUCACCA
This is a messenger RNA of Theobroma umbraticum, 2443 nucleotides long. Its product is annotated as Homeodomain-like transcriptional regulator. Gene Ontology annotation, molecular function: DNA binding. Lineage: Eukaryota; Viridiplantae; Streptophyta; Magnoliopsida; Malvales; Malvaceae. The record is from RefSeq and is a predicted model, not a curated record.